Klebsormidium nitens is the source of this 2880-nucleotide messenger RNA. NCBI's taxonomy places the organism in Eukaryota, Viridiplantae, Streptophyta, Klebsormidiophyceae, Klebsormidiales, Klebsormidiaceae. The record is from the annotation of a GenBank genome assembly.
UGAGCACAAGCAGCUCAGGAAAUGGAGUUCGACACUCGUGCAUGAGAGGGCUGCUGCUGCAUUGAAGCCUUCAGCGCCAGCUCCCAGGUUUCCUUACAGCAUGCAUAGGGCGCCCCUAUGGCGGCCUGCUUGGUUCUCGAUCCGGAUGGUCUGGUCCAUAGAUAGAUCCAUUCUUGGUGCAAGCCAGCCUUGCGGUUGAACGAAUCGUGAGCAAGAUCGGUUAGAGACAUCUUCUGGGUUCGCCUUAGCGUGCCGGUGUCGCAUGCUCAGAAAGAUGGCCUCAUCUGCUGCUAUCGCGGACGGCAUGGGGGGUUUAUCAACACCCACCCCAAUGCCCGGCGGGGGGCAGUCACAGCAGACGGUGUUGGGGGGCCUGUUCCGCCGUAAAGCGUCUGAUUCACAUCACCGCAUCUCGCAGAUCCCUCGAGUCCUCACAUUCAUACACCUUCUUCCAGUAGGUGUCGGUGCAACAAUCGGUGCUGGCGUGUACGUCCUGGUCGGCGCUGCGGCCAGGGAGAGGGCGGGCCCCGCCUUGACGUUGUCGUUCCUCUUGGCGGGGAUCGCCGCAGCACUAGCAGCUCUGUGCUAUGCGGAGCAAGCCAGCCGGUGCCCUUCCGCGGGCUCUGCAUAUCACUACGCAUACACCUGUGUUGGCGAAGCAGUGGCGUGGAUUGUUGGCUGGGGGCUGAUUCUCGAGUACGGCGUCGGAGCGGCCGCGGUGGCAAGGGGUAUUGCUCCCAACUUGGCGACAUUUGCCGGGGGUUACGACAACUUGCCGUGGAUCCUGCACCGCAUUCCGGUCUUCGAUACUGGCGUCGAGCUGGAUCCGGUUGCGGCGCUGAUGGUUGUGUUGGUGACGGUGCUCCUGUGCUACGGGAUCAAAGAGAGCGUGACAGUCCAGGGGGUUUUGGUGGUGAUGAACGGGGUUGUCCUCUCGUUUGUGGUCGUCGCGGGUGUCGUUGCGGGUUCGCGGAGCGGGUGGGAAGGGUACAAGCAACCGGGGGGGUAUGCACCCUACGGCAUCAACGGCGUCUUUGGCGGCGCCGCGAUGGUCUUCUUUGCGUACAUUGGGUUCGACGCGGUUGCUGCGACGGCUGAGGAGGUGAAGAAGCCGCAGCGCGACCUCCCGCUGGGCAUCGGGCUGUCGCUCCUCAUCUGCGGCGCACUCUACAUGGCGGUUGCCGCCGUUCUAGUUGGCCUCGUGCCGUACCACGACAUCAAUGUCGACACGCCGAUCUCGUCCGCUUUUGCGGCGCACGGGAUGCCGUGGGCGCAGUAUAUCGUUGCGGGGGGCGCACUCGCCGCGCUCUCGACGACGCUCAUCGGAUCCCUUCUACCGCAGCCACGUGUCCUCAUGGCGAUGGCUCGCGACGGGCUCCUUCCGCGCUGGUUCAGCCGGCUGGAUCCGGUCAACGGAACGCCGACCAAUGCCACCAUAGUCAGCGGACUCGUGGCAGCGGCGAUGGCGUUCGCGAUGAACAUCGACGAACUGUCCGGAAUGGUCAGCGUUGGCACGCUGCUCGCCUUCUCGGUCGUCAGCGCCUCGGUCCUCAUCCUUCGGUACGUACCGCCGGAACCGCCGGCGUCCACGUCAACCUACACCAGCCCCGAUCCGUCCGUACACGAUGCUGACCUCAUCGCCGCCGCCGCCGUCCUAAACCCCCCCGUUUCGGGGGGGUCCGCUCCCCACCCCCCGAGACCCCCCCUGCUGCACCACAGGAGCUUGUCGGAGGAAAGGCUGGUGACAAAGGAUCCGCUGCUCGGGGCGUUGCAGAAUUUGGGAAAUCCGCCGGAAGGGGUUCCGGUGUUGGAGGGAGUGAGAGUGCUGACGCGAAUAGGGAGCGCGGAGUUGCGGGCGAGCAUGGGGAGUAAAGAAGACGCGAAGCGGCGGCAAAGAGCGGCGUGGGCCAUCUCCGCACUGUCGGUCAGCGCGCCGGUCAUGUGCCUGGGGGCGGCGGGCGACGGCAUGCCGCCCUGGCUGCGGUGGGUGCUGGGCGGCCUGGGGCUGCCCUCCUUUUUGGGCUCCUACCUAGUUCUUCUCUUGUUGCCGGAAGACGAGGGGGCGCUCACGUUCGGGCAUGCCGGAGGCUUCCAGUGCCCCUUCGUGCCGACCCUUCCAGUCGCUAGCGUUGCGAUCAACGUCUACUUCAUGGUCAAUCUGGGAUUGGCCACGUGGCUCCGCGUCGGCGGAUGGCUGCUAAUGGGCGCGCUUAUAUACGCUCUGUACGGUUAUCAAAACAGUGCCCUUGGGCCUCCAAAGGGAGAGACCGAGCUGAAAACACUCGGGCCGCGCCGGCGGAGCUGGAUUGGGGACCUGGGUUACCGCUGGUUUAGCCGGUCGUUUGCUUACCUGCCCCAGGUUAACCAAGAUACGGAAGCAUAGCGGGAAUCCGGGGUUCUGAACGUUUAGUCGGUCGAAAGCGUAGGUUGACCGGAGUCAGAAAGGUACAGUGCAAGACAGGUUAUUCCAGGGGCGGAUAUGGGCACGGACGUUCCUGUCAAAAAGCAUUGGAGCGCCGCAAAUUGAAAGGCUGUGUCAUCAAGAGCGUUACGAAAAGAGACCAUCGAGAGCUCGAACAGCAUUAGGAUGCAUCUUGAAGGAACAUUGUCUUGUCUUGAUGGAUCGAAGCAGUAAGCUUGUAAUUAGCCGUAGCACGUAUCAACGUUGGUGAGAAGGUGUGGUUUCACCAAAGGAAGAAGUCAAAAGUUAGGGUGGGUUGGAAAAGCAAAGGAGGCUCACUCGUAGGCUCGUUCGCUGCAGUACAUAUGUAAUAUUAGUUCUCACUAUAGACCACGUUAGAAUUGCGGCAUACUGGGCUUCAGAGUUUCACGUUUUUCACUGAAUAGAAUAAGAGCAGACUGAUGAUUGCAUGCACCAGG